Diutina rugosa is the source of this 1362-nucleotide messenger RNA. RefSeq lists its product as uncharacterized. NCBI's taxonomy places the organism in Eukaryota, Fungi, Ascomycota, Pichiomycetes, Serinales, Debaryomycetaceae. The record is from RefSeq and is a predicted model, not a curated record. The transcript has a single exon. Bases 1 to 1362 code for a protein of 453 amino acids. Gene Ontology annotation, biological process: nitrite transport; transmembrane transport. Gene Ontology annotation, cellular component: membrane. Gene Ontology annotation, molecular function: high-affinity secondary active nitrite transmembrane transporter activity.
AUGGCAGGUGAUGACUACUACACCACCUAUGAAGCUGCCCUUGCUGUGGUAGCCACAGGCAUGAAAAAGGCCCGGCUUCCAUACAAUAUCCUUGUGCUCAACUCAAUCUUGGGCGGCAUGUUCUUUCUGACUGGGGGUAUGCUUCAGAUAAUGAUCGAGGGCAAUCUACCGGGAAUCAAUGCCAACAACCCCGGAAUCGCUCGUAUGUUGAAUGGUUUGUUUUACCCCAUCGGGCUUUUCUUCGUGGUUCAAAUGGGGGUGGAUUUGUUCAACUCCAACAUCUUGUUUUUCACUGUGGCUAGCUGCCGGAAGGCGGUGACGAUUAUUGACUUGAUUAUUGCAUGGAUUACCAGUUACUGGCUCAACCUCGUGGGGAACAUCUUUGUAUGUUAUAUUUUUGUACACUUUCUGGGUCUGUUUGACGAUCCAAGAGUGGUAGAAUUCUCACGACAAAUCGUGGACCAACGAGCUAAUACUCCAUUCCAUCAAACGUUAAUCAGAGGUAUUGCAGGUAACUUCUACGUGUGUUUGGGUAUAUACCUACAGUUGCUUGCCCGGCCGGUUCACGUCAAGCUUCUCAUGUUGGCGCUCCCCUUGUUCACCUUUGUGCUGUUGGGAUUUGUGCACCUGAUCGCUGAAAUUACUGUUGGCAUCAUCGGUCUCAUCAAUGGUUGUAACACUCUGGUGGGGAAGGUUGCCUAUAACUUAUUUUUACCAGCCCUGAUUGGGAAUAUGAUUGGGGGACUGGUAUUUGGUGUGGUGGUGGUUUGGUAUCUCCAUUUAUACUCGGUUGAGCUCGAUGCUAAACGACUCAAAUUGCCUAGGCUCGGGGCGAAGGACGUCCAGCCCAAUAUCUUGAUGGACUCGCGGAUUGUUCGUGAAGAGAUGCCCGCUACUGCGGCUGAUCCUACUGGGGAUGAGCGUGUGGAUGCGUUGUAUCACCAAGCGGAGAAGCUUUCUAAGAAUGAAGACCAUCCACCGGAAUUGGCCCGUAAAGCUACGGGGGCUCUGCGGCGAAGCAUGGCUCUGUUACGGCGCACCAAACUGCCGCGCAAUGUAUUUCCUGUUGCGGGUAUGGCACCCGCAGACGAACGUGAAUUACGGUUUGCAGGUAAUGAAGAUGAUGAUGAUGACAACGAUAAUGAUGCUGACUCAGCGGACGCAGACUUGUUUGGCGAAAGGAUCAGGCGAUAUGUGACUGGCAUUCGAAAUAAACGUAAGCUGAUCACUCACCAGGACAUCGAGCUGCAUUUGAAUCAAUCGUUUCAACCCCCUUCCAGCACCGUACGGCUGGAUUCUCCAGUUGUGAAACCCGACCGCGACGUGCCGUAUGAACCUUCAAUUGACUCGUCGCUGUCAUAA